This is a messenger RNA of Bombus pascuorum, 470 nucleotides long. RefSeq lists its product as uncharacterized. Gene Ontology annotation, biological process: transcription initiation at RNA polymerase III promoter; transcription by RNA polymerase II. Gene Ontology annotation, cellular component: nucleus. The record is from RefSeq and is a predicted model, not a curated record. Bases 83 to 430 code for a protein of 115 amino acids. The transcript is spliced from 2 exons. Lineage: Eukaryota; Metazoa; Arthropoda; Insecta; Hymenoptera; Apidae.
UUAGCAUAUCUUGCUAUUAUAAAGUUUGCAUUUUAUUAUUGAUUUCGUUAAAAAUAAAAAUAAUGAGAUAACACUAACAAAAAUGGCGACUAUCGAUGAUUUUAGCAAUAUAACAAUAAGUACCAGCGAUUUACUCGCCUUUCAAAGAGAAUUAAUACAAGAAAAAGAACUUCUUCAAAAUAUAUUAGCAAAAAUUGAUAACCAAAUAAGUAGUCUGCAGGUGGAACAACUUCAUUUAUUGGGAUUAGUGAACAAAUCAUUAAAAGAUACAAAAACUGAGUCUCAUCCACAAAGUAUCAAGUAUCAGUCAACAAAUGAUAAUCAACAAGACUUUACAAACAAAUCGUUAGACUUAGCUGUGCCUUCAACUUCCACAUAUUACGAGGAAGAAAUGGAAGAUGAAGAUGAUGAGAAUGAGAUUUUAAGUUAAGAAAGUUGUAUUACAUUAAACUACAAUGAUAAUUUAAUUA